ACUUGACCAUGACAUUUUUUCCUUUAAGCUACUUCUAUUGAAAUUUUUUAUCAUUUUAUGAAGUACAAAUGUAAUCCUUCUUAAUUUUAUUUAAUUAUCAAUAUUUUUCCAAUAAUAUUUGUUAUAAUUAAAAAAUUAUAAAAUGUUGUUUGUGAACUAAUAUUUUUAUCUAUUGUUUAAAAACUACUUUCCUAUUAAAUGGAAUAUAUUUUUAAUUAAAUGUGUUAAAUACACUUUUUUGAGACAAAACAUCAAUCAUGUCUGCUGAUUCUCCUUGCAAAGCAUCUAAAAGUCUUAUUGGAAAAACAGUUUUACCGGGUCCAGUUGUUGAUAGAUCAAUUAUUGAUAGUGUUACUGGAUUUAUUCAAGAUGUAGUUCCUCAUGGAUAUUCUAAUAUUAUCAAUGUUGACAAUAGAGAGAAAAUACUUUGGACACAAUUUGAAACUUUGGAACUAAAUGAGUUUUCGUCUACUUUUGAAAAUGAUGAAUCACUUAUGUCUGGUGUAUCACCGAUGCUUCUUACAUUGGGUUAUGGAUUUGGUGUUCAAGUGUGGUAUAUUGGAGCUAAUGGAGAAGCAUAUGAAGUUUUAUCAUGGUCUCAGGGAGUUGUAAAAAUUUUAAAGUUUAUACCCUCACCUAUUCUAGACCUCAAGUUUCGUCAAGAUCCUUUUGCACACAAAAGACCAUUGAUUGCUUUAUGUGAUGGCUCUGGUCCUGGUCCACAAUUUUGUUCUAUAAGUUUUGUGUCAUUGACCUGUGGAGAUGUGGUUAAAACAAUAAAGUUUAAAAAUCCUAUCAUGGAUAUAGCUGUGAAUCAUUUUGCAAUAGCAAUUGUCUUUUUAGAAAAAAUUGCCAUUUUUGAUGCAUUGACAGUUGAAGAUAUUAUGACAAUCACCACUUGUUAUCCUAGUCCUGGUAUAAAAUCAAACCCCAUUGCCUUGGGAACUAGAUGGUUAGCUUAUGCAGACCAAAAAGUUAUUUCAUGGAAUCGAUCAUUAGGAGGAUAUGAAGGUGAAAAUGGCCACUCUUAUACUGCAACAGUUUUACAUGCUGCAAAAACAUUGAGUCAGAGUCUAAGAGACUUAAGUGGAUCUGUUGCAAAUAGUAUAACAGGCGUUCAUAAUUCCAAUUCAGUACAUAACAUAUCUUUAGUAAAUGAAUCAAAUCAAAUGAACCCUGGUAUUAUUACUGUUAUUGAUAUUAAAAAUAAAUUAUUAAAAGAAAUGGAAAAUCAUGGACCAGAUAUAGUGGCUCAUUUUAUUGCUCAUUGUGAAGCUAUUGUAGCAUUAAAUUUUGAUCAGUCUGGUUUGAUGUUAGUUACUGCUGAUAAAAAUGGACAUAGAUUCAAUGUAUUUAAGAUAAAUCCAAAUGUAUUAGGUUCACCAUUCGCAUCUGUACAUCAUUUAUACACUUUACAUAGAGGUGAUACUACUGCCAAAAUUCAAGACAUACAAUUCUCCAGUGAUUCUAGAUGGGUAGCAGUAAGCUCAUUAAGGGGAACUACUCAUCUGUUUCCAAUUACACCUUAUGGAGGCCCAAUUGGGUUACGAACACAUUCAACACCACAUAUUGUAAAUAAAUUAUCCAGAUUUCAUCGUAGUGCUGGAUUAAUAUCUGAUGGUAGAAAUAGUCCUGUAUUAACUGAUUCAUUGCAAAAUUCUCAAAUUAUACUACCGUAUUCAAGUCCAUGUAUUAAUCCAGCGCCUCAUCCAAUUGUUAUACAGUCACUUAAUCAAAUACGAUCUCAAGGAAAUAAAUUAACCUCAGAUGAGGUUGGUAUAUCUACAUAUAUAAGAUUAUCAACUUGUUUUGCCCAUGGUCGAGUUUUAGAUACAACUAUGAUUAGAGACAUAUCAAAUUUGUCUUAUAAUUCAAAGAAAACUGUUGCUGAUUCUUUAUACGUAAUGACUAGUAAUGGAAUACUUACUCAGUAUGACAUGUUCCCUGUUCAUUCUAACUCCAUUUCAAAAGAAAAAAUAUUUGAUGAUACUAUGAUUGAAUUGAAUAUAGAACCUAAAACUGAAUGGAAUUUAUACAAACCUCCUCUUCAUGCAACCACUGUAAAUCCUCCUUUAAAUAGAGGUAAUCCACUAUUGGAUUUAUUUAUAAAAACUCCAUUUUCAAAUGUAACAAAUGUCACAGAAAAAAAUAAUUUGGAAAAUAUUGAUGAACGAUGGCUGUCUCAAGUUGAAAUUAGUACUCAUGCUGGUCCACAUCGCCGUCUUUGGAUGGGACCUCAAUUUUCAUUUAAAACUUGUAACACUUCAAUUUUAGGAAGAUCUGAUUCUGAUACUCAAUUGAGUGAAAAUGAAAAUGGUCCACGGCUUGUGAAAUCAAGUCCAGUUAGUGUUCCACAAACUGGGACUUUAAGUAGACAAAGUACUCCCGUUUUUAUUGAAUGUGGUUCAAAUAGUAGUUUUGAUUAUUCACCUAAAUUUCUGGAUUUGAAUCAAGGAGAUUCGUCAGAUUUUUCAUCUGACCAAGGUGAAACUAAGAUACUUGAAGACCUUGCAGAAGCUAUGAAUGAGAAUCUUCAUAUAAAUAAAGCUGAAGAGAAGAUUCAAGAAUUUUCAGUAGAUUUGUUAGAUAAAGAACUCUCAGAAACUGAAACUAUAGAUGAAGGCCAGUUUAAUAUUCAGCCUAUAUUAAUUAAAAGGUGUAAGAAAGCAAAAAAGAAAAGAAAUAAGUAAUUAAUGAAACCAAAUUUAAAAAAAACUAUCAUGUUAUAGUUAAAUGUUAUUUUUUUUAAUUCUUUGUAAAGUUUAAAUUAUUGUAUAAAAAUUUUAUUUUAUUUAAAAAAAUAAUUGAAUUAACCUAUUGUUACUAGUGUUUAUAAAGUAAAAAAAUUGUCAUUACCUAUGUAUAAAAUUUGUUUAAUGUAUUUUAUGAUCAUUAUAUCCAUGUUUAUUUUUAGCUCUUAACUUUUAAGUUAUUUCUAUGGUACCUACUUAUAGUUAUAAGUAAAUAUUUAACAUGAAA
Molecule: messenger RNA, 2979 nt
Organism: Daktulosphaira vitifoliae (grape phylloxera)
Lineage: Eukaryota; Metazoa; Arthropoda; Insecta; Hemiptera; Phylloxeridae
Gene: rudhira
Product: breast carcinoma-amplified sequence 3 homolog
Exons: 14
Coding region: 258-2690 (810 amino acids)
Biological process (GO): response to starvation; autophagy
Cellular component (GO): cytoplasm
Molecular function (GO): protein binding
Source: RefSeq, a predicted model, not a curated record